CCCUUACCUCGAUCCGGUUUCUGCGCCCCUCUCCGGUCCCCGCCGCCAAAAUCGGAGCCCCGCCCCCUCCGCUAGUCGCCCGGUAGUAGUGGGAGGCGGGGCUAUGGAGACGGAGUAUUUCGGUGGGGAGCAGUCAGAUGAUGGUGGAGCCACACCAGUACAGGAUGAGCGUGAUUCAGGAUCGGACAUGGAGGAUAACGGAGAUGAGCAGCACUCUGGAUCAGAGAAUGGAAGCAUAGGACAACAUUCAGAGGUAAACGAACUUAGUGAUGGAGAAGAUGACAGACAAACUAGAGGAAACCCCAUGACAGACUCGGAAAAUGAAGAUACUCCACAGCAAAAACAUAGUGAUUCUGAAAAUGAGGAUGCCCCAAAUCAUAAUGCCAGUGACUCAGAAAAUGAAGGGGCUCAUAGAAGUAAAGACAGUGACUCUGAUAAUGAGGAUCAUCCAAUUCACCAUGCCAGUGACUCUGAGAAUGAGGAUGCUAUAAAUAAUCUGGCUAGUGAUUCUGAGACUGAGGACCCUCCUAAAGGCCAUGAGAGUGAUUCUGAAAACGAGGAACCUCAGAAACGCUUGGCCAGUGAUUCUGAAAAUGAGGGUUCACCUAAAGGCCAUACGGAUGACUUAGAAAAUGAGGAGCCACAAAAGCAUCCAGUCAGUGACUCAGAAAAUGAAGAGCCUCCAAAAAAUCAUGAUACUGACUCCGAGAAUGAAAUGGCUCCAAAGCCUCUUGCCAGUGACUCUGAAAAUGAGGAGCCAAAGAUUCAGCCCAGUGACUCUGAAACUGAAGAUGAUCCCAGUAACAAACCGAAGGUAGAAUCGGGUGACAGCAACAGGGAAAAUGAGAAAGAGGAGGAAACAGAGAAUGAUGCUCAGCUUUCAGAUAGCGAUCCCAUAGGAAAAAGACUUCAUGACUCUGAUAGUGAGGAAGAAGACAGCCCUAAAAAACGGAAAAUAGACAGUGAUGAGGACGAAGGGAAAGAAGAGGAAAAAUCGGCGAAGAGGAAAGCUACCAUCCUCUCUGAUAGUGAGGAUGAUGAAAAAACACCUGCAAAAAAAGGACGCAUAAUCUCAGAUGGUGAUGAAUCAGAUAGUGAUGCUGCAACAGACAAAUACGAGAAGCAGAAGAAACCCAUAGAUUCAGAUAGUGAGGAGGAAGAUGACGACAAGGCUGAUGAUGGGAAGAAAAAAGAAGAGAAAGAUCUGUUUGGAAGCGAUAGCGAAUCAGGAAAUGAGCAAGAAAAUCUUAUUGCAGAUAUAUUUGGAGAAUCUGGAGAUGAGGAAGAAGAGGAGUUUACAGGGUUUAACCAGGAGGAUUUGGAGGAAGAGAAAGCAGAAAGGAAAGGAGCAGCAGAUGAUUCAGACUCUGAUGACAAUAUCAAAAGAGGGAAACAUAUGGACUUCAUGUCAGAUUUUGACAUGAUGUUACAACGCAAGAAGAGCAUGAGUGGCAAGCGCCGGCGCAACCGUGAUGGUGGAACAUUCAUUAGCGAUGCUGACGAUGUGGUCAGUGCAAUGAUCGUCAAGAUGAAUGAAGCAGCAGAGGAAGACAGGCAGUUGAAUACACAGAAGAAACCAGCGCUAAAGAAGCUGACUUUGCUUCCAACUGUAGUUAUGCACCUUAAAAAGCAGGACCUGAAGGAAACUUUCAUUGACAGUGGUGUGAUGUCAGCUAUUAAAGAGUGGCUUUCUCCUCUCCCAGACCGGAGUCUUCCAGCACUGAAAAUUCGAGAAGAGCUUCUGAAAAUUCUGCAAGAGUUGCCUAGCGUGAGCCAAGAGACCUUAAAGCACAGUGGGAUUGGACGAGCAGUGAUGUAUCUCUAUAAACACCCUAAGGAGUCACGGCCCAAUAAGGACAUGGCAGGGAAACUAAUUAAUGAGUGGUCUCGGCCUAUUUUUGGUCUAACAUCAAACUACAAGGGAAUGACUAGAGAAGAAAGAGAACAGAGAGAUCUGGAGCAGAUGCCACAACGAAGGCGUUUGAGCAGCUCUGGUGGUCAAACGCCCCGCAGAGACUUGGAGAAGGUGUUAACUGGAGAGGAAAAAGCUCUUAGGCCUGGUGAUCCAGGAUUUUGUGCUCGUGCAAGAGUUCCAAUGCCCUCCAACAAGGAUUAUGUGGUGAGACCAAAGUGGAACGUGGAAAUGGAAUCUUCCAGAUUCCAGGCAAGCUCAAAGAAAGGAGUCAGUCGCCUAGACAAACAGAUGCGGAAGUUCACAGACAUCAGGAAAAAAAGCAGAACGUCCCAUGCUGUGAAAAUCAGCAUCGAAGGCAAUAAAAUGCCGUUGUGACCCAGAAUCAUCUUUGAAUUCUGUUGGAAGAAGUGCACCUAUAGACUCUCGGAAGAUGUCUACAUUUUUUAAAACAAACUUUGGGUUUUUUAAAGUGUAUCUUCAAAUGGUUGGUUCGGUUGGUUGUAAUACAUGUUGACUGAGGGUUAUGAACCCGACAACAUUGUUCAUUAUGAUUGUAUUUAACCUUGAUCUUUUGUGUCCUUUGUACAGAUGAAACCUUGUAUUGCUACAGACCUCAGACAUUAAAAUCUCUUUCUGAUGUG
Molecule: messenger RNA, 2556 nt
Organism: Elgaria multicarinata webbii
Lineage: Eukaryota; Metazoa; Chordata; Lepidosauria; Squamata; Anguidae
Gene: IWS1
Product: interacts with SUPT6H, CTD assembly factor 1
Exons: 14
Coding region: 104-2290 (728 amino acids)
Biological process (GO): poly(A)+ mRNA export from nucleus
Cellular component (GO): nucleus
Source: RefSeq, a predicted model, not a curated record